AUGGGUAUGUUCAAUAAAUAAACAAAUAUAGAUUAUAAAUGAUAUAUACAUGAGAGAUAUAAGAGAUGACAGUCAUAGUAUCAAGUUAAGACAAGUAGGGGAACUACGAAAGAGAUGAAAGAGAUAGAAGACAUAAAGAACUUGGAGAAAUGCAAAUUUUCAAGAUGUCCAGAAAGAUUCAUUACCUAUUAUCAUUUAAAAUUACAAGUAUUCGGGAUAUAAUACUAACAUCUUAUUGUAGUUAACGUUCCAAAAACAAGAAGAACUUACUGUAAAGGUAAAGAAUGUAGAAAACAUACUCAACAUAAAGUUACCCAAUAUAAAGCUGGUAAAGCUUCAUUAUUUGCUCAAGGUAAAAGAAGAUAUGACAGAAAACAAUCAGGUUAUGGUGGUCAAACAAAACCAGUUUUCCACAAAAAAGCUAAAACCACCAAAAAAGUUGUUUUAAGAUUAGAAUGUGUUGUUUGUAAAACUAAAGCUCAAUUAGCAUUAAAAAGAUGUAAACAUUUCGAAUUGGGUGGUGAUAAAAAACAAAAAGGUCAAGCUUUACAAUUUUAA
This is a messenger RNA of Insectozyma verbasci, 558 nucleotides long. The record is from the annotation of a GenBank genome assembly. NCBI's taxonomy places the organism in Eukaryota, Fungi, Ascomycota, Pichiomycetes, Serinales, Debaryomycetaceae.